UUUGGGGUUAGGGAUAAAUAGGGUGAAGGGUUAGGCUUUCAGGGUUAUUUAGAGGGCUAAAUAAUAUACACUUGUAUUAUAUAAAAACAUAUUUGAGAUAGAAACGCAUAAAAUGAUCAGUGAUGCAGCCCAUAACCCUAAUAUUUGCAGUCUAAAUAUGUGUGUCCCAAUGAUGUGCAUUGUUGGCUAGCUUAUACUAACUUGUUUUCUGGCCUAAUAAUGCACAGAAAAGGGAAAGAAUGUGUUUAUGUUUCACGUAAGGAUUUUUAAUGGUGGGCAAAAUUCCCCCAAAAAGUGGAGUUCCCCUUUGAGGUGGUGAAAAUUGCUUUUUUAUGCUCUGAAUUCAAAGUACCUCCACAUGACUGAGUUCCUGCUUAUACUUUGGCGACUUCUUCCACCGCAGACGUGGUAGUUUGUUUACUAGCCAGCAGGCUUCUGCUCCGUCCAUCCUGCAUGAGGGAGAUACAGCGCAAAUCCAUUCUGUAUCAAUAUCAAAGAUAUGGUUGAUUUUGACAUUGUGUUUAAUGGAAAUGCCCAUAUAUAUCUAUAUUUUUAAAAAGCAUUAUGAACAUGUGUAUUGUUUUAACACUGCCACAUUUGUAGGAUCAUGGUGCCAACCAGCCUAGCAUCUUGGAGACCCUCGAGCACUUUCCCAAAACAUAGACCACAUCUGGAAAGUGUCCAAUGGAUGCUCGGGACCUUUCCAAGCUCGCUGUCUCGUUGGGAUCAUCUUCGACCGGGUGAUAGUCAAGCUCAAAGGCCAUAUGAGGACAUGAGGUUGUUUGCUGUCUGGGUGGUUCAAGGAAGAGGAAUUAAGUGCAUGAAGUGGUACUACAAAGAUAUGAAUGCUGCAGGGUGCAAUCAUUGUAGCAGCAGAUGGAGCUUAAAACCUGAUCAACUGGCUACUGACAAAUCACCGAUUGGCUGACUGGCUGCCAGUUUUGUUGGGCUUGGCAGGUAUUUCAAGCUCACUCGACAUUGGCUCCUCUAGUCGUGCACCAGAGCGCUGCUGAAGAGACCAAGUUGAACCAAGAUGACCUCGGUGGGAAACAACUCUGUCUUGAAGGAGGUGGACCUCCACAGUCAGAGCAACAACCAGGAGCACCACACCAGUGAACUCUCUGAAGAGCAACUAAUUGUGCGGAGAGGACAGUCCUUCAAGGUGACCUUGAAAGUGACAAAGCCUUUUCAUCCUGGCCUUCAUUCCCUCGUGCUCACCGCGGCAACUGGUGGAACGCACUCCUCCGAGAACCAAGGCACCUUGUCACGCUUCGGUAUCCCAAACCCCCCCAGUCUUUCACCGACAGCAAAAGCCGUUUGGACAGCUGAACUUCACCGAAACUCCUCGUUGAGCACCUUGAUCCUGCUCAUCACUCCCCCGCCAGAUGCUCCCAUCGGAAAGUUCAUCCUGAAAGGGAGUCUCUGGGAUGAGGAAUUCCAGCUGGCCACGCUGGUGGUGCUCUUCAACCCCUGGUUCUCUGGAGACACUGUCUUCAUGUCUGAUGAGUCCAAGAGACAAGAAUAUGUGAUAAAUGAACACGGAGUCAUCUACAGAGGAAGUACAUUUCACAUCUCUGGAAUGAACUGGGACUUUGGCCACUUUGAAGAGGACAUGGUGGAUAUUUGCCUCAAGAUUCUGGACAAGAACCUCAAGCACAAAGAAAACCCCAGCAAGGACCUUGCCUCUCGCAGCGACCCCACCUACGUUGGCCGCGUGGUCAGCGCCAUGAUCAACAAUGUAGAUGACCCCGGCGUCCUGGUGGGCAACUGGUCAGAUUCGUAUGCGGGCGGAUUCUCUCCCUCUCACUGGAGCGGCAGCCAUGACAUCCUGUCUCAGUGGAUGAAAAACGACUCCCACCCUGUCAAGUAUGGUCAGUGCUGGGUGUUUGCUGGCGUGAUGUGUUCAGUGAUGCGGCUGCUUGGUGUCCCCACCCGCGUGGUCUCCAACUUCCAGUCAGCCCAUGACACCGAUGCAAACCUGACCAUCGACGUGUACCACGCCGACGAUGGGGUCGAUCCCAUAGAGUCCGACGACAGCAUCUGGAACUUCCAUGUGUGGGUGGAGUCAUGGAUGACACGUCCCGACUUGAGUAAAGACGGCAAAUAUGAUGGCUGGCAAGUGUUGGAUCCGACACCACAGGAGCCCAGCAAUGGUAUCUACCAGUGCGGCCCUGCCUCACUCAUCGCCAUCCGCAAUGGUGAAAUAAAACUCCCCUAUGACGUCCCGUUUGUCUUCGCUGAGGUGAACGCCGACUGCAUGGAUUGGCUGGUGAAAGCAGACGGGACCAAGGUUUCCCUCUACUCUGACACCAAGCGAGUUGGUCAUCAAAUCUCCACCAAGGCAGUGGGUUCCAAAAAGAGGGAGAUCAUCACCCAGAACUACAAGCCCAAAGAGGGGUCCGAGGAGGAAAGGGCCAUCUUCAGGUACGCUAUGAGCAAAGAUGAAGAGAACGACGAUGACGGGGAGGUGUCCGGGGGCAGCGCAAAUGAUGGCGACGGGUCAACUGCACCGCCCCCCGCCCCACCACCAGAGCUGGUCUUGCGCUUUGAGGAGUUGUCCAAGCCGCAGUACGGUCAGGAUGUGCGGCUGCAGCUGGUGCUGAGCAGCGACAGCAGAGUGGCCAGGCAGAUGUUGGUCCACAUCAGCGUGGAGGGACUGAGGUACACCGGAACCGUGGUGCUCACCAUCCACACGGAAAAGAAGGAAGUGACGCUGCAGCCUGGCAAAGAGCUGUCCGUCCCCAUCGGGAUCCCCUUCGAGGCCUACUACAAGCACAUGGACGUGUGCGACAGCUUGAAGGUGUCGGCCAUGGUGACAGACAAGCAACAUCCUGACAAAACCUACCUGGCGGAGGACAACAUCUUGCUCCAGGACCUCCCCGUCUCCGUGUCGGUUUCUGGUUUUGUCAGACAGUACCAAGAGGCGUCUGGGGAAGUGGUUUUCAUGAACUCCACUUCUGUGGAGCUGACAGGCUUGACGCUGACGCUGUCUGGAAGCGGCCUCUUGAAGACCGAGGUGGAACACAGGCUUCCCAAUUUGUCUCCCAGCAACCGCAUCCGUGUCCAGUUCGGCUUUGUCCCCUACCGGGCUGGAGAGAAGACCCUGGUGGCCGACAUUCACGGUUCCUAUUUUAAAGAUUUCAAGGGCUACCACACCGUCAUGGUUAAUCGUUUUUAGAUUAUUAUUUUUUAUAAAUCUUUUUUUAUCUAACUAAUUACUCUUACUGUCAGCAUAACGCGUUACCAUUUUUGUCUUCAGCCAAUCAGAGAACUUGGGUGGGCGGGUAGUAGAUACAGCAUAGUGAGAUGGUGAGUGAGGAGGACUCUAGUGAGGUCAAAGGUAAAAAUGUAGAUGUCUAAUGUACAUUUUGUCCCUGAAAAAAAAACGUCAAACCUCAGUAAUGGUACCCAUCUUUGCUGUGUGUGUGUGUGUGUGUGUGUGUGGUGGGGUGGGGGGUUGCAGCAGGGGCGAGUAAUGUUAAGUAAGAGUAAGUUACUUUUACCGGUAACUAGUUACUUUUGUAGUGGGGUAACUCAGUUAGUAACUCAAUUGCUUUUUUUUUUGAAGUAACUAUAACUAAUUACUUUUUUAAAGUAACGUGCCCAACACUGCAUAUUACGUACAGUACAUACAUUGUACAUAAUACAUGUGACACUUGCAUACAAAGUAAUGCUUGCAUGAAUAAAACAUUUGCUACAAGUCCUCAAGGUUUGUCCACACUGCUUCAUCAAUUCGUUUCAAAUAUGAGGAGAUGAAUAAAGUCUAUGUACAUUUGGCAAGAAGAUGCUUUUCCACUCCAGUCCUGCA
Messenger RNA from Doryrhamphus excisus (bluestripe pipefish), 3808 nucleotides. It is a transcript of the gene tgm8, whose product is annotated as transglutaminase 8. Gene Ontology annotation, biological process: peptide cross-linking. Gene Ontology annotation, molecular function: protein-glutamine gamma-glutamyltransferase activity. The record is from RefSeq and is a predicted model, not a curated record. Lineage: Eukaryota; Metazoa; Chordata; Actinopteri; Syngnathiformes; Syngnathidae.